Trachemys scripta elegans is the source of this 2512-nucleotide messenger RNA. RefSeq names its product myostatin (gene MSTN). Gene Ontology annotation, cellular component: extracellular region. The record is from RefSeq and is a predicted model, not a curated record. NCBI's taxonomy places the organism in Eukaryota, Metazoa, Chordata, Testudines, Emydidae. Gene Ontology annotation, biological process: SMAD protein signal transduction. Bases 320 to 1570 code for a protein of 416 amino acids. The transcript has 3 exons. Gene Ontology annotation, molecular function: growth factor activity; cytokine activity.
AACAGUUUCAGAGACAUAUGGAUUGGUUCAUAAUAAAAGAGAGUUGCUACUUAUUUAAGAAUGGCAAUGCUAUGUUUCAGUACUGCUGCCUAUAAUCACUGGAAAUAUAUCCUCUUCAGUAUGUGAGGAGAUAUCUUCUACAGAGUGGUCAGAUAAAUCAGUUCACCCUUGGCUGUAACAAAAUGCUGUCUAGUGACUUGUGACAGACAGGGCUUUAACCUCUGACAGCUAGAUUCAUUGUUGGUACAACAGCCAAUCAUCGGUUUUGACGACACAAGUCUUACCAAAGUUGGAGUAUAAAAGCCCUCUUGGAAAAUAUAUGAUUCACCAUUGUGGCAAGUUGUUUCUCGGAUUAUACUUGCCUUUAGGGAUCUAUCUAGUACUGAGAGAAAAAAAAAAUAAGAAAGCAAGGAAGGGAAAAGGCUGCACUGAAUGUGAGAUCAUGCAAAAGCUACAAAUCUGUGUUUAUAUUUACCUGUUCAUGCUGAUUAUACUUGGUCCAGUGGCUCUUAAUGACAGUAGUCAGCCAAAAAAGAAUGGAGAAAAAGAUGAACUAUGCAUUGCAUGUACAUGGAGGCAAAAUACGAAAUCUUCCAGAAUAGAAGCCAUAAAAAUUCAAAUCCUCAGCAAACUUCGUCUGGAACAAGCUCCUAAUAUUAGCAGGGAUACUAUAAAGCAGCUUUUACCCAAAGCUCCUCCAUUGCAAGAACUGAUUGAUCAGUAUGACGUCCAGAGAGAUGACAGCAGUGAUGGUUCUUUGGAAGAUGAUGAUUAUCAUGCUACAACUGAGACUAUUAUUACAAUGCCUACAGAGUCUGAUUUUCUUGUGCAAAUGGAGGGGAAACCAAAAUGCUGCUUCUUUAAGUUUAGCUCUAAAAUACAAUAUAAUAAAGUAGUAAAGGCCCAGUUGUGGAUUUACUUGAGGCAAGUCCAGAAACCUACAACAGUAUUCGUGCAGAUCCUGAGACUCAUCAGACCCAUGAAAGACGGUACAAGAUAUACUGGAAUUCGAUCUUUGAAACUUGACAUGAACCCAGGCACUGGUAUUUGGCAGAGUAUUGAUGUAAAGACAGUGUUACAAAAUUGGCUCAAACAACCCGAAUCCAACUUAGGCAUUGAAAUCAAAGCUUUUGAUGAGAAUGGACGAGAUCUUGCUGUAACUUUCCCAGGACCAGGUGAAGAUGGACUGAAUCCAUUUUUAGAGGUCAGGGUUACAGACACACCAAAAAGAUCCCGUAGGGAUUUUGGCCUUGACUGUGAUGAACAUUCAACAGAAUCCCGAUGCUGUCGCUACCCACUGACUGUGGAUUUUGAAGCUUUUGGAUGGGACUGGAUUAUUGCGCCCAAGAGAUACAAAGCCAAUUACUGCUCUGGAGAAUGUGAAUUUGUAUUUUUACAGAAAUAUCCACACACUCAUCUUGUCCACCAAGCAAACCCUAGAGGUUCAGCAGGCCCCUGCUGCACACCUACCAAGAUGUCGCCAAUAAACAUGCUGUAUUUCAAUGGAAAAGAACAAAUAAUAUAUGGAAAGAUACCAGCCAUGGUAGUAGAUCGUUGUGGGUGCUCAUGAGCUCUUUGCUAGAUCCAUUACUUCAUAAAACAUGGAAUCUACCAAAAAAAGUUCUGUCCCCUCUGCAGUUUUGCAAACUGUGAAUUUAUGUACGAUAGGCUAUAGCCUACAUCCAACAGGCUAUACAAAAGGGUACUGUAUGGUAAAUAUUCAGUACAACAUAAGCUACAGAAUGUGAACUUAAAGACAAUAUAUGCAAUGGCUGGUUUUUAAACCAGUGAAAAAGAUAAGCUACAAUCAAAAUCACCGGAUUUCUCAAUGAAUUUCUUAUACUAUAAGGGAAUCAGUUUUCAGUUAUUCAGAUACCAAAUUCAUAUACAGGUUUCAACAUAUACAAGUAGACAAAAGCAACCUCCUUGUCCUCCAGGGAACGAAUUUCAUCACAGUUUCAUUUAGUAUUGUAUUUAAAAAAUAUAUACUGGUACAUUUAGGAUUGUCACAAUACCACCAUCUGAAUUGUCCUUAAACACUUGAAUUUUUAGUGCAGAAACACAAAAUUGAUAAGAUGAAAUUCCACAAAAACAGAUAAAUUCAGAAAUUUGGGAUGGCAUAGUGUAUGCAUACUGUUUCCAUUCCUUUUAUGAUUAGUCUGUUAGUAAUCAAUAUCAAUGGUGCUAUCACAGUAGGCUGAAUAAAAAUAAAAGCAGUUAUCAAGCUGAAAGAACACAGUACAAUAAUGAAUUCCCCCUCUCCUCAGGUACAGUAAUAUUCCACAUUCAUAUGAAAUAGGUAUUUUUUAAAUUUAAAGGUGAAUCAUUUUCUUGAUCUAGUGAUAUCCUCAGAGAGAAUGCACUGCAGUAAGACAAAAGGCAGUGGAGGAAAAAAAAAUAAAAUAUGAAUAUCAUAAUCCCAAAUUAUAACCUGCCUUUGCAACGUUACAGUUUGCACUUUGGUAAACCAAUGCAAAUAAUUGGUUGCUACAAAUAUUGUAAAAAUAUAUAC